This is a messenger RNA of Debaryomyces hansenii CBS767, 1104 nucleotides long. Its product is annotated as threonine aldolase. The transcript has a single exon. Gene Ontology annotation, molecular function: L-allo-threonine aldolase activity. Lineage: Eukaryota; Fungi; Ascomycota; Pichiomycetes; Serinales; Debaryomycetaceae. Gene Ontology annotation, cellular component: cytosol. The record is from RefSeq and is a predicted model, not a curated record. The coding region runs from base 1 to 1104 and encodes 367 amino acids. Gene Ontology annotation, biological process: L-threonine catabolic process; glycine biosynthetic process.
AUGGAUUUCUCUAAUUAUUCAGACCUCAGUCCAGCACACAAUGAGUUCAGAAGUGAUACAUUUACGACCCCAACAUUAUCUAUGGUUGCAUCGCUAACGAAGGCUACUUUAGGAGAUUCUGUUUAUAAUGAAGAUGAUUCUACAAUUCAAUUGGAAAAAAAGGUUGCUGACAUGACUGGGAAGGAAGCUGGCCUAUUCUGUGUAAGUGGGACGUUAUCUAAUCAGAUCUGUUUACGUGUUAAUUUAAAACAGCCACCAUAUAGUAUACUAUGCGAUUAUAGGGCCCAUGUAUACGUGAAUGAAGCAGGGGGGAUGGCAACAUUAUGUCAAGCAAUGGCACAACCAAUUAAACCUAAGAAUGGUAUUUAUUUGACUUUAGAAGACGAUAUAUUGCCAAACUUCAUUCCGGACGAUGGAGAAAUUCAUGGGGCUCCAACUAAGCUUAUCUCCUUAGAGAAUACUUUACAUGGUAUGCUUUUCCCCAUUGAAGAGAUUGCUAAAAUAUCCAAAUUUUGCAAAAAUAACGAUGUCAAGCUUCACUUAGAUGGUGCCAGAUUAUGGAAUGCAUCAAUUGCCACAGGGAUUUCUUUAAAAGAGUAUUGUUCGUAUUUUGAUUCUGUUUCCUUAUGUCUUUCAAAGAGUUUGGGGGCACCUAUCGGUACAGUAUUAAUUGCCGAUAAAAAUUUUGUUAAGAAGGCCAAUCACUUCAAGAAGCAAAGUGGUGGAGGAAUUAGACAAUCGGGUCUCUUGGCUACUAUGGCUAUGACCGCUAUUGACGAAAACUUUGGAAAGAUACAAAGGUCCCAUGAUAUGGCUAAAGAAUUAGGCAAACUAUGUGAAGAAAAUGGAAUUGUCUUAGAACACCCAGUUGACACUAAUUUUGUCUUUAUCGACUUUGCUAAAAACAAAAUGAGUUCUGACGUUCUAACUAAAUUACUGAAAGAAAACGGUAUCAAGCUAUAUGCUGGCAGAGUUGCUUUCCACUACCAGGUAUCUCUGGAAAGCUUUGAAAAAUGCAAAAAAGUAGUACUCGAAUGUUAUAAAGAUUCACUACAAAACCCUUACAUUGGUAAGUCAUCUUCCUCGUAUUACCAAGCCAAGUAA